CUUAAGAUCUAAUAAAGGAAAAGGAAGUGAUGGGAAAUCUAGAGAGAUGGGGAAUUCAGAAAUAAAGGAAUUCUCGGUUGCGAAACUAAUCUAACCGAUUAUAUCCAUAUGAACCCGAUAAAACAUAAUCGGAUAGUAGAUCGGGUUGACCUGAUUAUUGUUCAGCCACAAAGGGCAAACCUAAAACAUAUGAUUUUUUUUUUUUCCGAAAGAACAGCCUUGUUGAUCCACCGUCACCUUCCUUGCGGACUUCAAUAAACAUAAGUACCCCGAUUUCAAGUGAGGAUAAAUACUGUGGACAUAUAUAAAUUGACAGGAAAGCUGGGAAGAUUGUGAAAUAAAAUGAAAUAUGAUCUCAGUCACUUGCAAACCGUAGCAUCAUUUUCUUGAGUUGCGGCUAUGCCUGUAUGUUCGGCAAAAUAUUGCAUUGCUCAUCUAUGUCUCUCCAACCGUCGUUUUAUCUCUACAAGUACAGCAGAGGCUGUUGUUUUACCAUAUUUAGAAGAAUUCAAAAACCUUUGUUUUAGAGGACUCAUAAAACAAGCAUUUAACAGCUUCAAAUCAGAGAUAUGGAGAGAUCCGCAUCUCUUUUCUUGCCUUCUCCAAUCUUGCAUUCCUCAAAAGUCACUACUUGUAGCGAAACAGCUCCAUUCUUUAGUUAUAACUUCUGGGUACAAUAACGACAAGUUUGUAAGGAAUCAUCUUUUAAACCUGUAUUCAAAGAUUGGAGAAUUGCAAACUGCUAUUUCAUUGUUUAACUCAAUGCCAAAAAGAAAUAUAAUGUCGUGUAACAUCUUGAUUAAUGGGCAUAUACAGUUGGGGGAUUUGGAGAGUGCUUGUAAGGUGUUUGAUGAAAUGCCUGAAAGAAAUGUUGCUACUUGGAAUGCAAUGGUUGCUGGGUUGACUCAGUUUGAGUUCAAUGAAGAUGGGUUGGAUUUGUUUCGGGUAAUGUAUGAAUUGGGUUUUUCUCCUGAUGAAUUCACUAUAGGCAGUGUUCUUAGGGGUUGUGCAGGUUUGAGAUGUGUCCACGUUGGAAGGCAGGUUCAUGCAUAUGUGAUGAAACGUGGGUUUGAUUCCAAUUUGGUUGUUGGGAGCUCUUUGGCACAUAUGUACAUGAAAAGUGGAAAUUUGGGAGAAGGAGAGGAAGUUAUCAUAUUUAUGCCAAGUCGUAGUAUUGUAGCUUGGAAUACACUUAUUUCAGGGAAGGCACAAAAUGGGUAUUCCGAGGAAGUUCUUGAUCAGUACAACAUGAUGAGAAUGGCAGGUUUUAGACCGGACAAAAUAACUUUUGUAAGUGUCAUUAGUUCAUGUUCGGAAUUGGCAACUCUUGGUCAAGGUCAACAGAUUCAUGCUGAAGCCAUCAAAGCUGGUGCUAGUUCUGUCAUUGCAGUUAUUAGUUCAUUGAUCAGUAUGUAUUCAAGGUGUGGGUGUUUGGAAGAUUCUGUAAAAGUUUUCUUGGAAUACAAAAAUGCUGAUUCUGUAUCGUGGAGCUCCAUGAUUGCUGCUUAUGGAUUCCAUGGAAGAGGACAGGAAGCCAUCGAGCUCUUUCAACAGAUGGAGCAGCAGGAAGAUUUGGAGGCAACUGACGUAACCUUCUUAAGUUUGCUUUACGCUUGUAGUCAUUGUGGACUGAAGGAAAAAGGGAUGGAAUUUUUCAAAUUGAUGGAGAAAAAGUAUGGAUUGAAGCCUAGGCUGGAGCAUUAUACUUGUGUGGUUGACCUGCUCGGUAGGUCAGGGUGUUUGGAAGAAGCAGAAGCCAUGAUAAGAUCAAUGCCUGUGAAAGCGGAUGCUAUAAUUUGGAAAACUCUUUUAUCUGCAUGUAAGCUUCACAAAAGGACAGACAUGGCAAUACGAGUUGCUAAAGAAGUUCUUAGGCUUAAUCCUCAGGAUUCAGCCGCAUAUGUGCUUCUAGCUAACACUCAUGCUUCUGCCAAGAGUUGGCAGGUUGUUUCAGAGGUAAGGAAAGUGAUGAGAGAUAGGAAUGUGAAAAAAGAACCUGGUAUAAGUUGGGUGGAAGUAAAGAAUCAGGUUCAUCAGUUUCGCAUGGCUGAUAAACUCCAUCAUGCAAUUGAUUUAUAUUUGAAAGAGUUGAUGGAAGAGAUGAAAUUGCAUGGUUAUGUACCUGAUACCGGCUCUGUUUUGCAUGAUAUGGAUAAUGAGGAGAAAGAAUACAACUUGGUUCAUCACAGUGAAAAAUUGGCUAUAGCUUUUGCUCUAAUGAACACUCCGCCAGGUGUGCCGAUAAGAAUAAUGAAGAACUUGCGCGUCUGCAGCGACUGUCAUCUAGCUAUCAAAUUUAUAUCUGAGAUUAAAAAGAGAGAAAUUAUUGUUCGUGAUACUAGUAGAUUUCACCAUUUCAGAAAUGGGAAAUGUUCUUGUGGAGAUUACUGGUAAGAGAAACCUAAAAUGCUCUUACAGUUGAACACACUAAAUUUGUAUUUCUGUUUCAAAAUGAUAAUUGAUAUUAUUUCCAUUUGGAA
Molecule: messenger RNA, 2480 nt
Organism: Jatropha curcas
Lineage: Eukaryota; Viridiplantae; Streptophyta; Magnoliopsida; Malpighiales; Euphorbiaceae
Product: pentatricopeptide (PPR) repeat protein
Biological process (GO): RNA modification
Molecular function (GO): RNA binding; protein binding; zinc ion binding
Source: RefSeq, a predicted model, not a curated record